Molecule: messenger RNA, 366 nt
Organism: Staurois parvus
Lineage: Eukaryota; Metazoa; Chordata; Amphibia; Anura; Ranidae
Source: the annotation of a GenBank genome assembly
CUUUCCACCCCUUCCUGUCCGGACACUUUCCCCCCUUCCAGUCCGGACACUUUCCCCCCCCUUCCAGUCCGGACACUUUCCCCCCCUUCCAGUCCGGACACUUUCCCCCCCUUCCAGUCCGGACACUUUCACCCCCUUCCAGUCCGGACACUUUCCCCCCCUUCCAGUCCGGACACUUUCCCCCCCUUCCUGUCCGGACACUUUUCCCCCCUUCCAGUCCGGACACUUUCCCCCCCCUUCCAGUCCGGACACUUUCACCCCCUUCCUUCCCGGACACUUUCCCCCCCUUCCUGUCCGGACACUUUUACCCCCUUCCAGUCCGGACACUUUCCCCCCCUUUCCAGUCCGGACACUUUCACCCCCUUC